AUGGAUACACGUGAAGGGCAAUUCGCUGGCCGAAACGACUUCGUCAAUGAUGACGAGACAUCAUUGAAUGGUUCGGAUGAGCUCGCAGACUUGGAAAAGGCUUUACUGCCCGCCAGUACUGCAAAAAUGCAGAAUGACCGGAACAGGAACCCCAGUUCAUGGUUUAAUGUCCUAUUGCGGCCGUCAGUUCUACUGACAACAUUCAAUAUCGGCCUCUUCAUUGCGUCUUGUGCCGUAUGGCUGAGGGUAUCAAGAGCGACUCCGAGUAUCCAAGAUCAUUGGAAAGCCACAUCUUUCUAUUCCCCGAUUCUAGAAAAGUUCGAUAUUCCUAAAGUAAAUCGCGUCACCAACGGCACACUAUACGACACGAAUCCGCCAUCCAUCCUCCGCCAACGCGUUGGGAAAGAAGCUGACGACGAAUGGCAUCGCAUCGGUGAUCAUGUCUGGCCCCUUGUUAUCGGCGAGGCAGACGUGAGACGACUUGGUAAAGACCCGACUGUUGCAGUCAAGAUCCCGGAGGAACUUGGUUAUGGGUCAGACGCCUACAUAGCCCAGACUGAGGUAUUUCAUCAUUUACAUUGCUUGGACAUGCUGAGGAGAGAAAUUUCUUAUGAGCACUACUACGAAGCAAAAGAGGGACCAAAGCCUGGAGGGGCACAGCAUCAAGCCCACAUUGGACAUUGCUUCGACAUUUUGGCCCAGAACCUCAAAUGUUCAGGGGGCGUGGACAUGAUAACAUUCAACUGGGUGAAAAACUGGGAUCAACCUUUUCCAGAUUUCAUGAACCACAAAGUCUGCCGGGACUUUGACGCGUUGCUAGAAUGGGUCAAUGAGAAUGCAAUGGACCCGAAAGUUUUCCAGAAGAUGAAAGCCCCGCCACCUGGGUGGCCUGUAUUACCGGAACCGGGUCCAGUCUAG
Messenger RNA from Colletotrichum truncatum, 918 nucleotides. RefSeq lists its product as uncharacterized. The record is from RefSeq and is a predicted model, not a curated record. NCBI's taxonomy places the organism in Eukaryota, Fungi, Ascomycota, Sordariomycetes, Glomerellales, Glomerellaceae. Gene Ontology annotation, biological process: mycotoxin biosynthetic process.